AUGUACCAAAAUAAUCCCAGAUUCGGUAUUGAGGCUACCAAGGAAGUUAAAGGGAGAAGGGUCGCUUCAAAGCGAAAGGUUUCCUUUGGGAGUGUCCAACCUCGAAAGAAGCCUGCUGGAAACAAAUCCAAUAAGCAAAACGGCGACAACAACGAGGCCGUCGAUCAAGCGGUGCCUAGUGAGGACGAAGAUGAAGAUGUCUUUACGUUUGACUACAGCGACGAUGAUAUGCCAACCAAGCGGGAGCCCAAGCGUGAGGGUAGUGAUGACGGAGAAGAAAUGGACAUCAAGGAAGAGGAAUCGGAGGAUGCGCACCAGUUCUCCCAUGAGGAGGAUGAGUGA
Fusarium redolens is the source of this 342-nucleotide messenger RNA. RefSeq lists its product as uncharacterized. Lineage: Eukaryota; Fungi; Ascomycota; Sordariomycetes; Hypocreales; Nectriaceae. The record is from RefSeq and is a predicted model, not a curated record. The coding region runs from base 1 to 342 and encodes 113 amino acids. The transcript has 2 exons.